Molecule: messenger RNA, 2322 nt
Organism: Paramisgurnus dabryanus
Lineage: Eukaryota; Metazoa; Chordata; Actinopteri; Cypriniformes; Cobitidae
Source: RefSeq, a predicted model, not a curated record
GCGGGAGGAAGAUCGCUUGUUUGUGCAGUCUACAUGUGAAUGUCCAUUGAAAAGACUCCUGUUCGAUGAGUUGACAUCUAAGUUUCUGCAGCCUCAACAUGACAUCAGCUGGAAACACAUUCGAUGAUGAGGACACUUUUAAGAUCCUCAUUGCCACAGACAUUCACCUGGGUUAUCUGGAGAAAGAUGUCGUCAGGGGAAAUGACACAUUUGUGACAUUUGACGAGAUCAUGAAACAGGCUGUGCAACAUGAGGUGGACUUCGUUUUGCUGGGUGGGGAUCUGUUUCAUGAUAACAAACCAUCCCGCAAGACUAUCCACUGCUGCAUGGAGGUGCUGAGGAAGUACUGCAUGGGUGACCGUCCAAUCGUCUUUGAGAUCCUCAGUGACCAGGCUGUCAAUUUCAGUCACAGCAAGUUUCCUUGGGUUAACUACCUGGAUGAGAAUCUCAACGUCUCCAUUCCUGUUUUGAGCGUGCAUGGUAACCAUGAUGACCCCACAGGGGCUGAUGGUCUGUGUGCUAUAGACCUGUUGAGCUGUGCUGGUUUGGUCAAUCAUUUUGGCCGUAGUCGUUCAGUAGAAAAACUUGAGAUCAGUCCAGUUCUUCUGCAGAAAGGAAACACCAAAAUCGCACUCUACGGCAUCGGUUCUAUUCCAGAUGAAAGGCUGUACCGGAUGUUUGUAAAUAAUCAAGUGACCAUGCUUAGGCCAAAAGAGGAUGAAGACAGCUGGUUCAACUUAUUUGUCAUCCAUCAAAACAGGAGUAAACAUGGCGCGACUAACUACAUCCCUGAGCAGUUUCUGGAUGAUUUCCUGGAUCUGGUGGUGUGGGGUCAUGAGCAUGAGUGUAAGAUCGCCCCAGUUCGUAAUGAACAACAGCUCUUCUAUGUCACGCAGCCCGGCAGCUCUGUGGUCACCUCGCUUUCGCCAGGAGAGGCGGUCAAAAAGCACAUUGGAUUAUUGAGAGUAAAGGGGAAAAAAAUGAAUCUUCAGAAAAUUCCUCUACAGACUGUGAGGCAGUUUUUCAUUCAGGAUGUCACACUGUCUGACUACCCUGACGUUUUUAGUCCAGAGCAACCCGACGUCACAGUCAAAGUCCAGGCCUUCUGCCAGGAAAAGGUUGAGGAGAUGCUUGAGGAAGCUGAACGAGAGAGACUUGGAAAUAACCUAACUCCUGAGAAACCUCUCAUCAGGCUACGAGUGGAUUAUAGUGGGGGUUUUGAAGCGUUUAAUACCAUGCGCUUCAGUCAAAAGUUUGUGGAUCGAGUGGCAAACCCAAAAGAUAUUCUGCAUUUUGUUAGGCACAGAGAGCCCAAAGACAAAAUUAAAGAAGAAGGUAUGGAUUUUGAAGCACUUCUCUCUCGUCCUACAUCUGAGGUUUUACAGUUGAGGGUGGAAGAUCUUGUGAAGGAAUACUUCCAGACAGCAGAGAAGAAUGUGCAGCUGUCUUUGUUGACUGAGCAAGGCAUGGGGAAGGCAGUGCAAGAGUUUGUGGAUAAGGAGGAGAAAGAUGCUAUCGAAGAACUCAUAAAAUACCAGCUGGAGAAAACCCAGCGCUUCCUGCGGGAACGACGUGUUGAGGCCACAGAGGAAAAAAUUGAUGAGGAGAUUCGGCGAUUUCGAGAAUCUAAGAAAAACACAGCAGAGGAGGAUGAGGAAGUACAAGAGGCUAUAAACCGUGCAAAAGCUCAUAGGGACCACGGUGAUACUGUGAAAGAUGAUGAUUUUGAUAUAUCAGAUGAAGCAGCUGCCAUGGAAACUGAUGAGGAAGCCACUCCUGCUCCUCCAAUUCGUGGAAGAGGACGGGGCUCUAGAGGAGGAAGAGGUCAAAAUAUAAGCAAAAGAGGAAGAGCGAGAGGUGUUGCCUCUCAAUCGGGCAGGGGUGGACGUGGACAGAAAGGACAAUCAAUAAUGGAUGCUUUUCAGGCUCCGACCCAGAGAAGUUCUCGUGCGAAAGUGCCCUUGUCCUACUCUGAUGAGAUUUCUAUCACUGUAGAUGACAGUGACUCAGAUGAGAAUGUACCAUCGGUCAAUCCUUCCAGGCCCACACAUAAGACUUCUUCAUCAAGCUCCAGAGGAAGAGGUUCCCAGAGCCAAAGCCAGUCGUUUAAAGGGGUGACCUUCGAUGACAGUGAUGAUGAGGAUGAGUUUGAUCCAUUUAAGGGCUCAAGUCGACAACGGAGAUGAGGAGAGAAUUCCAGUUACUUUCUCUUAUUAAUUUCACAAUGCCAUCAGAGUUUGUGCAGAGUUUAAAAUAAGCUUGUUUUAUGUUUAUGGUUAAGUUAAACAUAUGUUUAGUAUUAAAAACCUUUUUUCAAUUUAA